AUUUGUGUUUCUCAUCGCAUCGGUACGGUUGUAGUAUUUCUGCUGUUUCAUUCGGUCAAAAGAGAGUUCGUUCCGUGCUUCUGUUGGUAUACUUGAAAUAGUUUACAUUUUUAACAAAAAUGAGUUCAAUCGGAACCGGUUACGAUCUGUCCGCGUCACAGUUUUCGCCAGAUGGGCGCGUUUUCCAAAUCGAGUAUGCCGGCAAGGCGGUCGAAAACAGCGGCACCGUCAUAGGCUUGCGUGGUAAGGAUGGGAUCGUGCUGGCGGUAGAGAAACUGAUCUCCAGCAAGCUCUACGAACCGGACUGUGGUUCCCGUAUUUUCACCAUCGAUACCUCGAUUGGCAUGGCUAUCAGUGGCAUGAUCGCCGACGGGAGAGCCGUUGUUGACAUUGCUCGGCAGGAAGCGUCCAACUACCGGCAACAAAACAAUCGCGCCAUUCCUCUGAAGCAGUUGAUCGAUCGUUUGUCCAGCUACUUCCACGCUUACACACUCUACAGCGCGGUCCGCCCGUUCGGCGUGAGUGUCAUUUUGGCAUCAUGGUCGGAGGAAAAGGGCCCGGAGAUGUACAUGAUCGAUCCGUCCGGCGUUUCAUGUGGCUACUUUGGUUGUGCCGUGGGCAAGGCUAAACAAACGGCUAAAACAGAGAUCGAAAAGCUGAAGCUCGCCGACAUGACCGUGAAGGAUCUGGUGCUUACGGCGGGAAAAAUCAUCUAUCAGGUACAUGACGAGCUGAAGGACAAAGACUUUAAACUGGAGCUCAGUUGGGUGUGCCAGGAAUCGAAGGGUGUCCACAAGAGCGUACCGGCCGAGGUAUACGCCGCAGCCAACCGUGCCGGCCAGGAAGCCGUCGAUGACGACGACAGUGAUAAUGAAAUUUAAAUCUAAGCCUUUGUUUUGUGAAUUGCAUUGAAAGAGGAAAUGGACACAAAAACAAAAAUCGGUUGUUUGGUUUCAA
Messenger RNA from Anopheles bellator, 957 nucleotides. It is a transcript of the gene Prosalpha7, whose product is annotated as proteasome subunit alpha type-3. Gene Ontology annotation, cellular component: proteasome core complex, alpha-subunit complex; nucleus; proteasome core complex. The record is from RefSeq and is a predicted model, not a curated record. Gene Ontology annotation, biological process: ubiquitin-dependent protein catabolic process. NCBI's taxonomy places the organism in Eukaryota, Metazoa, Arthropoda, Insecta, Diptera, Culicidae. The transcript is spliced from 5 exons. The coding region runs from base 120 to 881 and encodes 253 amino acids.